Molecule: messenger RNA, 1407 nt
Organism: Megalops cyprinoides (Indo-Pacific tarpon)
Lineage: Eukaryota; Metazoa; Chordata; Actinopteri; Elopiformes; Megalopidae
Gene: cks1b
Product: CDC28 protein kinase regulatory subunit 1B
Exons: 4
Coding region: 238-477 (79 amino acids)
Biological process (GO): regulation of mitotic cell cycle
Cellular component (GO): SCF ubiquitin ligase complex; cyclin-dependent protein kinase holoenzyme complex
Molecular function (GO): protein kinase binding; ubiquitin binding; cyclin-dependent protein serine/threonine kinase activator activity
Source: RefSeq, a predicted model, not a curated record
GAUCUACAGAGGAGCUGUGCGGCAAAAUUAACUGGUUUUUAAGAUUAAAUAGCCAAAGUGUCCCAAGGCAGCGGCAAAGAUCGUUCAUCCAGAUCUGUCUAGUGAAUAGAAAUCUGUCUUGAUUGUCAGCUAGGUAGUUAUUUCAAACAAUCGAAUAAUUUAAAUAAAUCCCAUCACGCUACGGAUUUUUGUCUGAAUUCAGGAGUGGCAUCGGGUGGAUCGCGAACAUUCCAAGUCAUGUCACAGAAGCAGAUCUACUACUCGGACAAAUACGAUGACGACAAGUACGAAUACAGGCACGUGAUGCUGCCCAAGGACAUCGCCAGGCGGGUGCCCAAAACCCACCUGAUGUCUGAGACCGAGUGGAGGAACCUGGGCGUGCAACAGAGUCAGGGCUGGGUGCACUAUAUGAUCCACGAGCCAGAGCCCCACAUCCUGCUGUUUAGACGUCCCAGACCUCCCACUGCCUCUCAGUGACCCUACCCUCAAUCGAGAGUGGAUGGAAAUGCAGGAAAGCGACAAGCAGCUGAAGUGAGGGAAGACUCCCAAAGACUAAUUCAUGCCCCGUGUCAUGGAGCAGGUAGCUGUUGGAGCCUGCAUUACGCAAACAGCACCGGACCCAAACUGAAUGACUUGGGACCUCUUUACUACCGCGGUUUUCCCAGGUUUUUUUUGUCUUGAACUCAGCAAAUCAUAGUACUUAAUGCCUGUGGCACCCCGACCUGGCUAUCCCCAACCAUGAUGUUGCCUUUUUAAAGUUCACAAAGAUCUCGAGUGUUGCUCCCCACCAUAUUUGAGAGGGCAUGUUUGGAGGUUAUUUAGGAGAAAGAAUAACUGUAACUUCACUAAACGUUUUUAUCUGCUGGGCUUUUUUUUUUUUAACACUGUCAGACUUGUGCACCUUUAUGUAAGAUCAUUCUAUCAUGCAUUGAUAUGUUGUGUCUCAGCUGUGAGCCCCAGCCAUGAUUGUGAGAACCCUGAAUCUACAAAUACACCUUCCCAUACUCCACUGCACUGAAUAAUUAGGGGGAGGUCCUGCACUCAGGUUUCCCCACAUUUAGCAGUAGUGUGUGCAUUUUGCGGGAGUGUGUGAGGAGGAACGGCCCCCAUCCCCCACAUUAAGCCUGCAGCCUGGGAUUAUGUUCAUCAGGACAGCUUUGGCAAACAAGUGUUCCCACAUUCAAAAUCGGCUAUCCAGAUGAUUCAGAGAUCAGUGAAUGUACAGAAUCAGUCCAAACUGUUAAGGGUUUUAUACCUCCAAAUAGUCCUAAAUAUGGUGGACAAAGAACUUACACAAGUUCUGUGUUCACCAUAUUUAAUGUGAAAUGUUGUAUAAAUUAAAAUACGCUGUUAACUUGUGUUCUGCUCCCAUGAAGCGUUGCUGCAUGGAAAUGUUUGAGAAUGACA